UCUCCAAAACAAACUCACUGUUGCACUGCCACGCAGCACAUUGAAGUGGUAAUACACAUCAGCCAUUUUAAUCUCCGUUUCCUUCUCACCGAUAUUUCCCCUUGGAUGUAUUUCUUCAUAUUUCGAGCCCAGAAUUUGGCUGGCUUUUCCUCUUUAUCUCCCAGCUUUUGGAUUGCCAUGCACAGACUAUUAUUCCCAUCAUUCCUCCGUCAAAACCCAAACUUCAAUCAAAAGUCUCAACGCCAACAAUCUCUCAUAGGGAAAAGGAGCUAUUUUCAAUGAAUACCCCCAAAUCGUCAAAGAUACCACAACAAUCUGACGAGACCGCAUCGUCUAUGAUUCCAUCUACACAAGCAGAGCAAGGGGUAAGUAUUACUCAGCAAAAUGAAGCCCUAUCGCAUUUGAUUUCAUCUUCACAGGCAGGGCAACAGGUGGGGCAACAGGAAUCGGCAUCGUCAUGGUUCCAAGGUGUAUUUUCUCUUGAAAAUGGUCAUUGGGGCGCUAAAAUCAACGAUAUUCCGUUGGGAACGUUUAAGUCCGAAAUAGCCGCAGCAAGAGCUUACGAUAGCGCGGCCCUCAAACUCUUCGACAAUGAUUUCAUGCGCAACUUGUUGUUAACGGGUGUUACUAUUAAUGAGCCCCUUUUUCAUGGCAUUCAUAAUAGUGAAGUCAUCAUUAAUAUGAUUAAAGAUGGCUCCUACGAACGCAAUUAUAAGAAUUUCCUUUACUAUCGAUGUCAUGACAUCCCCUAUGGUGACUCUGUAGUAAUGCCUACUUCCUUGGACGCCAUAAAAGGGCUCAUUUUUAAGGAAUUGUUUCGUAAAGAGAUACUUUUGACUGAAUGUCAGAAUCAGAAUUUUCUUAUUUUACCUACUAAAGCUCAGUUGUGCUUUGAGCCAUUGAAGUCCUAUAGAGGCGAAGUAUGGUGUGAAUUUAAAGACAGGACGAAUCGGUCAUGGGCAUUUCAAUUAUGUUUGCUGAAUAAUUCUCAGGUUUACGUGUUCAGUGCGGGUUGGAACAAAUUUUUUAGGGAGAUGGAGCUUCGUGGUAGUGAUAUUGUCCUCUUCUAUCAUUAUAUGGACCUGCGAAAUUUUCCCGAUAGAUUUUCUUAUAUGAUUGAUGUCAUCCGGGGUGUCAGAUAUCCCUGGCUGCUGCGGCAAUACUGAGCAUCAUUCAUGUGGAAGAUUGAAUGCUAUCUAGCAGUGAUUAUUUCUCUUUAAAAAAUUUGAAAAUUUUCUAAAAUCUUGUAUUUAGAAAAAGAUAGG
Molecule: messenger RNA, 1265 nt
Organism: Phalaenopsis equestris
Lineage: Eukaryota; Viridiplantae; Streptophyta; Magnoliopsida; Asparagales; Orchidaceae
Product: AP2/ERF and B3 domain-containing transcription factor At1g50680-like
Exons: 2
Coding region: 279-1166 (295 amino acids)
Biological process (GO): regulation of DNA-templated transcription
Molecular function (GO): DNA binding; DNA-binding transcription factor activity
Source: RefSeq, a predicted model, not a curated record